UUGCCCGACGGAGACACUUCGAAUCAGUUCACUGAUCCGAUUCACCCGAACGCUGCAAGACUCCCCUUAUCACUAAUGAUGCCGCAACAGCAGGAGGUUGAAGCCUAGUAUGCGACCUCCGACACAUGAGAAGUCAGCCACCUCUUCUCUUUUCGAGGCCCAUGAGCACAACGACUCGGUUCCGAUACAUCAGCUCACAGAUGCCUUGUGCUGAUCAACAUCACCCUUUAGAGUGAUGUGGGGAAAGAGUGCCAUCUACUCACCCGCCUUACACUGACAGACUUAUUAAAAUUACGAAAGCUCCGGUUCAGUUGUGGGAAUCAGAAUGUGAACCGGUUCAGAAUAAAUGAAAAUGACUCUGUUGUGAAUCGAAUCGUCGCUGGGAGCAGCGUGUGUGUUGGUGUGGGAUCGGUAGGCUGGGCAGGUGUGAUGUUGGAUCAGUGGUGUGAUGGAUCUGUGUGAUCUGCGGGUCUGAUUCGGACUGAGAGGAGAGAGAGAGAGGGAGUUAUGCCGCGCGGGCUGCACCACCUGGUGCUCCAGGCCGCCCGCAGACACGCCGGGAACACAGCCGCGGUCCUCCACUCCGGCGACUCCGCGAGGACCUGCCUAACCUACCGAGAACUGAUCACUGUCUCACAGCAGCUCACCGAACAGCUCACCGAACAGCUGACCGAACAGCUCCACAUCAGUGUAGGAGAACACAGAGAACAGUCCAUAGGGCUUUUCUGUACUGCACACAUCCACCUGCCGGCCUGGAUCAUCGGUGUUCUACAGCUGCCUGCUGCCUAUGUUCCUCUUGACCCAGUCUCACCACCUUUGCUCACUCUCAGAAUAAUGGAGAAAUGCAGUCUGAGGUUCUGCUUGAUACAAAACAGUCUGCUGCAACAGUUCCAGGGUGCAUUUUCCGGUUUACUGUCGCUGAAAGUGUGCACUACAUUUUCAACAAGUAAUCUCACUCUGGUCAAGAUGCAGAGAAAUUCUGUGAUCUCAUCUCAUCCGAGCAGUGAAACACAGCCUGCAGAUGAUCAGAUAUGGCAAAAAAAGCCAGAAGAAAAGCAACAUCCCAGUGCUGCAGUUCCUACAGCCGUCAAUCAGGAGGAGCAGUUGGCUUAUAUUCUGCACACGUCUGGAACAACUGGGCUUCCCAAAAUAGUUAAAGUUCCACACAAGUGUAUUGUGCCUAAUAUACUACAUCUCAGAACUCUAUUUCAGAUGACUCCAGAGGAUGUUGUUUUUCUGGCAUCACCAUUAACCUUUGAUCCCUCAGUGGUGGAGAUGUUUUUGGCCCUGACUUCUGGAGCGUGUCUUUUAAUGGUUCCCUCUGCUGUGAAAAGGAUGCCUGGCAGGCUGGCCCGUGUGUUGUUCAAAGAAAACAAAUCCACUGUUUUACAGGCUACACCAGCUCUAGUUCGGAGCUUUGGUGGGCGUGUCUUACGAGAAGUGGUGCUUAGUGCAGACUCGUCUUUGAGGGUGUUGGCUUUAGGAGGAGAGGCAUGUCCAUCUCUGGCUGUUCUCAGGAGCUGGAAACAGGAGGGGAAUAAGACGCGUAUUUUUAACCUCUAUGGCACCACAGAAGUUUCUUGUUGGGCGUGUUGCUAUGAACUGCCAAACAACCUCCUUUCACCAGACAACAUGGAUGAUGGAUCAGUACCUCUUGGUGGUCCUCUGAUGGACACGGCUCUGGAAGUGAGAGAUAAAGGAGGAGGUCUUGUUACUGAAGGAGAAGGACAAGCCUUCAUAGGCGGCCAAGACAGGCUCUGUCUGCUAGAUGAUGAGAUUACUGCUGCCAGAGGAACGAUGCGUGCUACAGGGGACUGGGUGAUGGUGAAGAACUCACACACUUAUUAUCUGGGCAGAAAGGACCGACUAGUCAAACGCCACGGGCAGAGGGUUAACCUCGAUGCUCUGCAACAGAUUGCAGAGAGCUUGCCACAGGUGGAUUCUUGUGUGAUGGGUUUGCAUGAGGGCAGCAGACUGGUGGGUUUUGUGGUGCCCACGUCUUUACCUAAAAAUUCAAACCAACAAGAACAACAUAAUUCUCGUUCGACUGGUGGCUCUACUACUGUCCACAAUGAGCUCUCAGAAGAUACAUCAUCAGCUUCCACCUCUCUAGAGAAGGAGGUGCUUCAACGGCUGUCUCAACUUUUGCCCAGUCACAGCGUCCCAGAUACAGUUCUUUUGGUUGCUGUCUUGCCGCUUACUAAUCAUGGGAAAGUAGAUAUGGGAAAGCUGAUGAGGAUGUAUGAGGACCAAAGACAAGUCCAUAGUAAACCCAUCACAUGGGGAGACACAGAAACAGCGAGAGAAAAGCUGCAGACACUGUGGAAGGAAUGUUUGUGUUUUGCUGAUGACCAGGAAAUCACAGAUGAUUCCCACUUCAUGUUAAGUGGUGGGGAUUCCCUGCAGGCCCUGCGACUCUUUGAUUACAUAACUGUAACUAUGGGAACAACUUCACCAGGUCUGCUGGAGCUUCUUCUCGAUGGCUCUUUUUCAGAUGUUUUGAAACACAUCACCGCAACAGCACCUCACGUGGUUCAGACCUCAGCCAAACGACAACCUGAAGCUUCUCCGCCAGCAGUUCCACCCAAGAGACCAAGAAUUUACACAGAUAUAACCUCUAGUUUAACCUCAGGGAAGGUCAUGGCACCUGUGGAUUCCUCAGUGAGUGGAACUCAGGGAUUUGUAGUUGUAAGGAGAGCUGGAGAGGUUCUCAGGUGGGGUUCCUCUCAGAGCAGAGAUCAGAGCUUUGUUGUGGACUCAUCAGAAAACAAUGACAACUUCAAUAACAGAACAGUUAAGGAGAAUCAUCUCAAAGAAUUUACAUCCUCAUCAGUAAGCAAAGACAUUGUUCAUAUAACCGGAGAUGCUUCAUCUAGUGAGGAGAAAGCUCUGGACAGUCAUUUACAAUCUGACAUUCUUAAAAAUGGCCAGAGCCUGAGCCUCCAGAUCCUGUGGAGUUCUGACACAGGCAAAUGUGUGGAUGCCUCGCCUGUGCUCCUGGCAGGUCCUGGCCGAGAUAUUGUGUUUAUAGGCUCUCACUCCCACAGACUGCAGGCCUUGGACCUGACUAGCGGAGAAGUAAUCUGGGAGAGAGUGUUGGGGGACCGACUGGAAUCCUCUGCUGCUGUAACGAAGUGUGGAACCCUGGUGGCGGUGGGUAGUUAUGAUGGGCGGGUGUAUUUUCUGCGUGUGGACACUGGAGAGACGUGGUGGGAGUUUGAGACUGGAGAUGCAGUAAAGAGUUCUCCUACCGUAGAUCCUCAGACUGGUCUGGUUGCCAUUGGUUCUCAUGAUGGACAUGUCUAUGCACUAGAACCACUGGCAAAGCACUGUGUGUGGAAGCAUCACUGUGGGAGUGGUGCAGUGUUUUCUUCUCCCUGCAUCCACUCAUCUCCCCGACAACUGUACUCCGCUACACUCAGAGGGCAGCUCCACUGUCUCAAUCCUGACAGUGGUCAUCUAUUUUGGAAGUAUUCGUGUGAUGUUCCUUUUUUCUCCUCUCCUUCCUGUUCUGAUUCCUGUGUCUGCAUUGGUUCAGUGAAUGGACUCAUCAUUGCAUUGAGCCAUUCUGGAGAUGUGUUAUGGAAUUUUCUCACUGAUGGACCUGUCUUCUCAUCUCCAUGUUUGGCUCAAAUGGCAUCUAUUACCAGCCUGCUAGCAGGACCUGUAGCAUUUGACAAGUCAACAUCUCCAGUUGUUGUUUGCGGGUCACAUGACUGCUGUGUGUACGGUUUGAAUGCUUCUGAUGGAUUGUUACUAUGGCGGUUUCAAGCUACAGGCAAAGUGUACUCCAGUCCAUUUGUUUUUGACGGUAGUCGAUGGGGGCUGAGAAGGCUGGUGGCCAUAGCUUCAACUGAUGGAACAGUGUGGGUUCUAGAUGGAGAACAAGGAACGCUGAAGGCCUCUCUCUGCUUGCCAGGGGAGCUCUUCUCUUCUCCUGUUGUGUGGGGCACCAACAUUGUGGUGGGAUGUCGGAAUGACUUUGUAUACUGCUUAAAACUCAGCGCCACGAGGAGCAAAGAAAUAUUACCUGCAUCUAGUAGAUGAAAAAGGAUUUUUACAAAUUUAAAAUAUUCAAACUGGUAUACAAACAUUAUUUAUUGUGUUAGAAAACUUUCUUUAUCCAUAUUAGGCUCAAAAUCUUUUCCUGCUGUAUUUUAUCUGUAGGUUUGUCUGAUUCCUGAAAACAAUCAAGCACUUUAACAAGAAGUGUUCAAAUAUCCGCCUUUAAUGUUUUUCUACAUAAUUCAUAACAUUUUCAUUACUUUGAGAUUUUUCUCAUGAGUAACCCUAAGUGGAACCAAAAAAAGUGCAAUUACCAACAAACUGCUUUUAUAUCAUGUUACAUACAACACUUUACGCUACACUAUUGCACACGACCAAAUUAAAAACAAAGUGACCAAAGCGUCUGCAGUUCAGGGGUCUCCAAAGGAACGCAGUCCAUUUCAUUUCACCUCUGUACAUACAUACAUACAUACCUACAUACAUUACAUACAUACAAAAUGUUACGUUAAGUAAUGGGGGUGAGAAUCUUGCUGGGAGAUCAAGGCUUCGCGUUAGUCUGAGUUGAGUUGUGUGAUUAAUGCAGAAUAAUGAGAAGUUUAUCGAUUCCUCUGCAGAGCUAUAUGUCAGUGGUUAGACUCCCCCUAGAGGGAUUUAUGUUUUGAGCACUGAUCUCCCGUUGUCUUGCCAAGGUUUAGAUUUUCUUGAUUUGCAGUACAAGAACAGCUAGCACACGCUACGACAGGAUAAUGGUGUUUUAUAUUACAGCAAGCAGGCAGUUUGUUCCCAGGGAACUUUUUUUUUUCCCAAGGAAACUGGAGGCAGUAAACACUGUGCAAGAAGCAGAUUCGUUCAUCAGCUGAUAUCAUGGUUUUCAGUGCAUUGACUUAACAUGGUGGUGCAGUGGAAACACCAUUAAUGAAAGAUGUUUCAUGUUGUUGGUUAUUUACUGAAGUAAACACAGUGACUCUAAGUCAUCAUCAUGGUGAUUUUCAACAAUAUCUUAUAUGACAGUAGUCACAGUUGUCACGGACACAGUGAAAAUCUUCGCACUUUGCCAAGAUAUCAAAUAAGUCCGAAAAAAAGACUUUGUAUUUGACAAGUGUUGUGAAGACAGAUUAUUUUGAAUUUAUAUAAUAAUAAUAUGUUUAAAUGCAUGAGGACCACAAAUAAAAGAAGCUGAAUGUUCGUAAUAAAUACCUGGGGUGAAGUAAAAAAUAAAUUAUAAAUUAAUAUGGUGUCAACUACUGUAAAUGGUAAAUGGUAGCCCUUGCUCACCUCUCAAAAUAAUCCCUUAUACAGCAGUGAACAACGUAUUGUAGUGUUACGUACUUGUCUACUAGGCAUGCGUUAUGUAUUCACACAAGUGCUAUCAACAGGUCUGCUGGGCGUUUGAUUGACUAAAUAGGAAGGUGUAAGUUUGCGGGCUGGUGUGAUUGGCAACGACAAAAUCGAAUCAGAAAGACGCACACUAUAAAUACAGGCAAAGUUGCUUGACUGUGGCUGUAGACCAUUGUACUUGUUAUUAAAAAUGCACAUUUUCUGGAAAUGCAUGCAUCUUGCUACCCAUUCUGUGCAAUGGCUGAGGUAAAGGUUGGUGAGUGGAUUUUUGCCAGGUACAGGGGUGCUGUGUGAGUGAUUUAAAGUGAUGCCUACUGAAUGACCAAGAGGACUGGGAGUUAGUUUGCUCUUUUCUGUGUGUCAGAGAGGAAAUGUCACUUGAUGAUCUGUGGGCAGUCGCUCCAUGCUUUGGCCUUACGCUUGGCGAGGGCGAGCCAAGCCGGUUCAGUAGAAACCUGUGGAGCAUCACCUGGUGGGAAGCGCUUUGUCAUGUCCUUUGCUGCUGGGGGAGAUGGAGUAGAGUCUGCUAUCUCCACUGAAAAAGAUAAAAAAAAAACAAGGAACAUUCAGACCUACUUUAUCAAAGAAAAAGAACAGGAAGAAGAAGAAAACACUCUUUAUAGCAUGACCUUCCCUGUUCUUUUUGUGUUUUUAUAUGUACGCUAGGGCUGGGCGAUGUGACCCAUCUUGAUAUAUUUCACAAAAAUGGCGAUGUAGGAUAUGAUGAAGCCACAUCAAAAAAUGUUUUAAAUAUCAGCAGUGUUAAUUCCGUUGAUGAAUAUUUUUUGUCAUAGUUUUCUUCAACGAACCUUUUUUUUCAGAUGAAAAAGAGACGAUAACUACAUAAAAACAACAUGAAAGGAUAAAAACGAUGAUGAAAUUAACUGACAUUUUCGUUAACAAAUACAUUUUUUUGUUUAUUAUUGUGGUAUGUUUUGUUACAUCAGGAUUUUAACCUUAACAAUAUUUACAGCUGCAUACCCACAAUAAUAAUAAUAUUAAUAAAAAAAAAACAUUAAUGUACUACUCAAUCACUUGGUAUCAAUAUUCAGAAAUGGGUCUGAGCUCUUAGGGGUAAAUAAAUAAGAUAAAUAAAAGGUAAAUGAAGAUGUUGUUAAAACAACUUCAAUCUGUUUUUGUGUAUAUUUCACAUUCAAACAUUAAUAACAUGACAUAACUGGUUAAUAAAUGUUUAAUCUUGUAUAA
Messenger RNA from Astyanax mexicanus (Mexican tetra), 6549 nucleotides. RefSeq names its product aminoadipate-semialdehyde dehydrogenase (gene aasdh). Gene Ontology annotation, biological process: amino acid activation for nonribosomal peptide biosynthetic process. NCBI's taxonomy places the organism in Eukaryota, Metazoa, Chordata, Actinopteri, Characiformes, Acestrorhamphidae. Gene Ontology annotation, molecular function: protein binding. The transcript is spliced from 15 exons. The record is from RefSeq and is a predicted model, not a curated record. The coding region runs from base 508 to 4047 and encodes 1179 amino acids.